Blastocystis hominis is the source of this 1168-nucleotide messenger RNA. RefSeq lists its product as hypothetical. Gene Ontology annotation, molecular function: GTPase activator activity. The transcript is spliced from 2 exons. The record is from RefSeq and is a predicted model, not a curated record. NCBI's taxonomy places the organism in Eukaryota, Bigyra, Opalinata, Blastocystidae. The coding region runs from base 18 to 1127 and encodes 369 amino acids.
AUUUCUAACCAUAAAGAAUGAGUCAGAUCAAGGCUUCUCACAAAAAGAUUCUGGAAGAGCUCCUGAAGAAGGAUUGUAAUAAGGUUUGCUGUGAUUGCAGAGCUAAGGGACCUAGAUGGGCUUCUGCUACUCUGGGUAGCUUUAUCUGCAUUCGUUGUUCUGGAGUCCACAGAAACUUGGGAGUGCACAUUUCUUUUGUGCGUUCUGUCUCUCUUGAUAGUUGGAAGAAUGAGCACAUUAAGAACAUGCAGAAGUGGGGUAACAAGAAGGUCAAUGCCUUUUACGAGGCUAAGCUCCCCAAGAACUACCCUCGUCCUGACGAGCAUAGUUCGAUGGCUGAGUUGGAAAGAUUCAUUCGUGCUAAAUACGAGCAGAGAAGAUGGGUAGCCGACGACAAGUCCGAGUAUGAGGAGGAUGAAGAGGAGGAGGAGGAGGAGUACUCUGAGGAGGAGGAGAGAAAGCCCGUGAAGAAGGCUCCUGCCAAGAAGGCUCCCGUGAAGAAGGCUCCUGUGAAGAAGUCUCCUGCUAAGAAGCCUGUCAAGAAGCAGCUGGCGGAUGAUGAUUUCGACGCUGAUGACGAUAUGUUCAACAUGUCUCCUGUCCCUGAACCUUCUCCUGUGUCUCCUAUGACCGAGCUGUUCGGAGAUAUGUCUAUUAAUGCUAAACCCGCUCCCAAGGCGGCUGCCAAGCCUGCGGCUCCUGCUGCCCAGCCCGCGGUGAAUCCGAUGGCCUCCAUCAUGGAUCUUUACAACAAGCCUGCUCAGCCCCAGCAGCCUCAGCAGCAGGCCCAGCAGCAGCCUCAGCAGCAGGCCCAGCAGCAGAUGGGCUAUGGUAUGCCGCAGCAGCAGAUGGGCUACGGAAUGCCUCAGCAGCAGAUGGGUUAUGGUAUGCCUCAGCAGCAGAUGGGCUAUGGAAUGCCGCAGAUGGGCUACGGAAUGCCGCAGCAGCAGAUGGGAUAUGGCAUGCCGCAGCAGCAGCAGGCCCAGCAGCAGCAGGCUCAGCAGCAGCCCCAGCAGCAGAUGGGAUAUGGAAUGCCCCAGAUGGGUUACGGCUAUGGCAUGCAGCAGCAGCCUCAGCAGCCCGCUCAGCAGAACCCUGCUACGAUGAACUUCAACUUCGCUUGGUAAGGAGAGUAAAGUGGUCAGUUUUGUCGCUUGUUAUCCUAAUU